CUAUCAUACCAUUGUACAUAACUGGACAAACUUGUCUUGAUUGUGAUUGAUCCCUUGCAGCUUAUCGAAGCCUCGUCUUUAAUGUCAGUACACCUCAGGCAAUGAUAACAUUUCGAUGACUUCAUUACAAUUACUUGUUCGAUACACAUGCAACCAAAUUGUCGCUGGAAGCCGAAGGAUACUUUUCGCCCCAAUAAAUCGUGCGGUUUCUUCUAUAAGCAGUGACGUGAAAAGGAUUUUCAAGCCUCCACCGACUGUUGGUCUUUUCCCGCACACUCAUCCUGAAUCAUGGAUACCUCUACUAACCGUUGUCCGGACGAGCAGUAUUUUCACUUCAUUACCGGCAGAUCGGUUAUGGGAAGGUGUGACGGGACCCAGAGGAAGCACAAAGAAGCGAGCACGCGGGAAACGUCGGAUCGUUCGCCCGAAAAUAGAUCUUCACCGAGGUCAGCGCCUCGGUAUGGGUAAAGGAAAUAUGGAGUGGCCCGGUUUGAACGUGCCUUUGGUUAGCGGAAGUCAACUACGAAUAAUCAAGGCGGGUGAGAUGAAUGAGGCCUACUUUCAAAGACUGGAAAAGGUGAGGAACCAAUCUGCAGUGAAGAAAAAACGGAUUAAGCUCCCUCCACUCCUCCGUGGUUGGACCGGAUCCCGUCUGGAAGGUCAGUCGAUUGGACCGCCGACACCGGAACACCCUGAGUUUGACACUCGUGUGAUCGAAAUGAAGGUCGUGGCUACAAUGACAGCUACCGUUGGUCGGUACCGCAGAUUUUCCGUGCUGGUAGCCACUGGGAAUGGCAGAGGUCUAUGUGGUAUUGGAAAAGCGAAGGCCAUCACACUGACGGCAGCAAUUAAACGUGCGAAGCAGCGUGCAGCAAAGAGCCUGAUCUCUUUCGAGCUGAAGGAUAAUCGCACACUCUGGCACAUUGGUCAUGUCCGGGAAUGGCACAGUUCUAUUUUUGCUAAGCCAGCUGCAGAAGGAUCUGGGUUGGUUUGCCACAGGCUGCUUCGAACUUUGUGCCAAAUUAUUGGAAUCAAGGAUAUGUACGCAAAGGUCGAGGGAAGUGCAAGAAAUUAUCAGGUUCUUACUCGUGGAUUUCUACGUUUGCUCAGUGAACAACAAACAUACUCGGACCUGGCAAAUCGCGUCGGUCUCCAUGUAGUUGCAUUCUCACAGGAUGAAGACAUGUACCCACGGGUUCUGGCGUCACCCGAUCCUGGGUGUUCAGUGGAUCCGAAUACUCCUGCUUUGCCAGCAAACACAGUAACCAAAUCCGACACUCCGAUAGACAAUGACGAGCCCUUGUCAAUUUUAGCCAUAUCGCAUCCAGAGCGACGACGACCUCGUCGACCACCAGUGGAACAAUAUGAGUCUUUUCUAGAUGAUCUCGUUAAUGUUGGAGAAGGACCGGCGGUCGCUACUGAGAUGCGCGAGCUGGUUGCAUCAGGGGAACGCGAUCUAAAUGUGCUGGCACUAGGAGGGCGGAUGCCUUUGAUCAAAGGAAAGAAGAAGCCGUUUUUCUGGAACCUGCCUGGCAACUUGAAAAUAGCCGCUUUACAACAUCGAUACAGGAACCACGAGGAAGCCCGGAGACAGCGGGAAGUUUACGCAGCCCUAGACCAGCUUAACAGGUAGCCACAAUCAACCAACUGUAUAAAAAUUCGUGAGUAAUUUGUUUUAACAAAUCAAACCCCA
This is a messenger RNA of Opisthorchis viverrini, 1693 nucleotides long. RefSeq lists its product as hypothetical. Gene Ontology annotation, biological process: translation. Gene Ontology annotation, cellular component: ribosome. The transcript has 6 exons. NCBI's taxonomy places the organism in Eukaryota, Metazoa, Platyhelminthes, Trematoda, Opisthorchiida, Opisthorchiidae. Bases 116 to 1633 code for a protein of 505 amino acids. Gene Ontology annotation, molecular function: RNA binding; structural constituent of ribosome. The record is from RefSeq and is a predicted model, not a curated record.